AUGUCGAUCCUAAACGAAUGUUGUAUCACUUUUUCUGGUGUCUUCGCGGUCGGUAACCACGCAAAACUCUCCGCUACUGUAAAAGAGUACGGUGCAACUGUUUCCUCGAACUUCACAAAAAAAACUACUCACCUGGUAGUCACGAACGAAGAUUAUCAAAAGAAUAGUUCAAAAGUUUUGGCUGCAAAGAAUAAAAGUGACGUAUUCAUUGUGACUUGGGACUGGAUUCAAGACUCUAUCAAUGAAAAAAGUAAAAAAAGUGAAUUGGAUUAUGUUCCUUCUGAAACUCCUGAUGAUGAUGCAGACAUGAAUGACGCGAACAUCAAUUCUGGAAAGCACAAGAACGAUAAUACAUCUGAAUCUGAGGAUAUUACUCCAUUACGUAAAAAAAGACGAGCUGACAAGCAUGAUGAUAGUUUAAUUACUUGUGAUUCAAUUACAACUAUCGCGAAAGUCACCACUAGUGAUCAAGACGGUAAUGUUACUCAGAUCGUUGAAGAAAAAAAAAUGGUCAAGAUUAUUAAGAAAGGUAAAGCACCUGUUGAUGAAUUAUGUCAAAUGAAGAAUACGGUUCAUGUUUUCUCCGAUGAUCAAGCAGUUUGGGAUUGUCUUCUCAAUCAAACGAAUGCAGGCGCUAACAAUAAUAAAUUUUUUAUUAUUCAACUCCUGAAGUCCGAUUCUGCAACUAAUUACUAUGUCUAUUCAAGAUGGGGUAGGGUCGGAUAUGAUGGACAGCAUGCAAUGAUAGGCCCAUGGGUAACUCUAGAUAUGGCUAAACGCGAGUUCGAAAGGAAAUUUCUUAAAAAUAAAGUCGAGACACCACCUCCCAUUCCUGAUUCAGAACUUCAUCCCAAAGUUCAGGACAUUAUUAGUAUGAUUUUUGACGUUGAUACAUGGAAUAAUGCCAUGGUUGAAUUAAAUUAUGAUGCGUCUAAAUUGCCAUUAGGUAAACUUUCUAAAUCCACAAUUACUCAAGGCUACAAAAUUCUUAAAAGUAUUGAGUCUGUAUUGACUAGUGAAGGUGAUGGUGAUCUAGUUGAGCUUUCAAACGAUUUUUAUACUGUUAUUCCUCAUAAUUUUGGUUUUAAUAAACCACCAAUCAUCAACAGUAUCGCGAGUCUUAAAUUAAAAAUGGCAAUGGUAGAAGCAUUAGGUGAAAUUGAAAUUGCGAGUUCAUUGAUUAAGAAUGCAGAUGUUUCCAAGAAUCAGUUAGAUGCAAACUAUGAUUUACUUGGUUUAGAAAGAAUGGUACCAUUGGAUCAUGACUCUGAAGAAUUCAAACUCAUACUUAACUACGUAAAGAACACGCAAGGUGCUACCCACUACACUAAAUUAGAAAUUCUUGAGGUGUUUGAUAUUGAACGUCAAGGUGAAAAAGAGCGAUAUAAACCAUACUCGAAACUUAAUAACAGGAUGUUAUUAUGGCAUGGUUCUAGACGUACAAAUUUUGUGGGUAUUCUAAGUCAGGGGUUGAGAAUUGCUCCACCGCACGUUCCUGUUAGUGGAUACAUGUUUGGAAAGGGUGUUUAUUUUGCUGAUUGUGUAUCGAAAUCUGCAAAUUAUUGUUGUACAGGCUAUGGUGAUAAUAUUGGAUUUAUGUUAUUAUGUGAAGUCGCGUGUGGUGACAUGUUGGAGUUUCUAACUUCUGAUUAUUAUGCUGAUGAAAAAGUUAAAAAGCAAGGUAAACAUUGUGCUAAAGGGCUGGGCCAAGUCGCUCCUGAUCCUAAAGGAGUUGUUCAUUUAGAAAAUGGUGUCAUGGUUCCAUGUGGAAAAGGGACAUCU
Molecule: messenger RNA, 1782 nt
Organism: Dentiscutata erythropus
Lineage: Eukaryota; Fungi; Glomeromycota; Glomeromycetes; Diversisporales; Gigasporaceae
Source: the annotation of a GenBank genome assembly